AUGGCUACGUCUAUCCUCGGGGAAGAGCCGAGAUUUGGAACGACUCCCCUGGCCAUGCUGGCCGCCACCUGCAACAAGAUCGGCAACACUAGUCCCCUGACCACCCUGCCCGAGUCUAGCGCCUUCGCCAAAGGGGGCUUCCACCCGUGGAAACGCUCCACCUCCAGCUGCAACCUGGGCUCCAGCCUCUCGGGCUUCACGGUGGCCACGAGCAGGGGUUCCAACGGACUGGCCAGCGGCACGGGCACCGCCAAUAGCGCCUUUUGCCUGGCUUCCACCUCGCCCACUUCCUCGGCCUUCAGCAGCGACUACGGCGGCCUCUUCUCCAACUCGGCGGCGGCGGCGGGCGUGUCCCCGCAGGAGCCCGGCGGGCAGUCGGCCUUCAUCUCCAAAGUGCACAGCUCGGCGGCCGAGAGCCUCUACCCGCGGGUGGGCAUGGCGCACCCCUACGAGUCCUGGUACAAGUCAGGCUUCCACUCCACGCUCUCGGCGGGCGAGGUGGCCAACGGAGCGGCCUCCUCCUGGUGGGAUGUGCACACCAACCCGGGCUCCUGGCUUGAGGUGCAGAACCCGGCGGGGGGGCUGCAGAGCUCGCUGCACUCGGGCGCCCCCCAGGCCUCGUUGCACUCCCAACUGGGCACCUACAACCCCGACUUCAGCUCCCUCACCCACUCCGCCUUCAGCUCCACCGGCCUGGGCUCCACGGCCGCCUCGCACCUGCUCUCCACCAGCCAGCACCUGCUCACCCAGGAGGGCUUCAAGCCCGUGCUGCCCUCCUACACGGACUCUAGCGCGGCGGUGGCGGCGGCCAGCGCCAUGAUCUCGGGCGCCGCCGCCGCCGCCGCCGGGGGCGGCUCGGCCCGCGGCGAGAAGCGCUUCGCCUGUCCCGUCUGCAACAAGCGCUUCAUGCGCAGCGACCACCUGAGCAAACACAUCAAAACGCACAACGGGGGCGGCGGGGGCAAAAAGGGCAGCGACAGCGACACGGACGCCAGCAACCUGGAAACGCCGCGCUCCGAGUCCCCCGACCUCAUCCUGCACGAGGGGGUGGGCGCCGCCGCCCGCGGACCGGGCAAGGAACCUACCGCGGGGCCCGGCGACUCCUAG
Messenger RNA from Onychostruthus taczanowskii (white-rumped snowfinch), 1107 nucleotides. RefSeq names its product Sp9 transcription factor (gene SP9). Gene Ontology annotation, biological process: regulation of transcription by RNA polymerase II. The record is from RefSeq and is a predicted model, not a curated record. NCBI's taxonomy places the organism in Eukaryota, Metazoa, Chordata, Aves, Passeriformes, Passeridae. Gene Ontology annotation, molecular function: DNA-binding transcription factor activity, RNA polymerase II-specific; RNA polymerase II cis-regulatory region sequence-specific DNA binding.